Molecule: messenger RNA, 1602 nt
Organism: Ostreobium quekettii
Lineage: Eukaryota; Viridiplantae; Chlorophyta; Ulvophyceae; Bryopsidales; Ostreobiaceae
Source: the annotation of a GenBank genome assembly
AUGUCCUGGGAGCAGCAGAAGCGCGUCAUCCUUCCCUUCCUGCAGAGGGCGGAGGAGAUCGAGAAAGUUGAGCGGAAGGUUGCGUACUACUGCAGGCUGUAUGCGGUGGACCAGGGUAUUCGGAUUGAGGAGAGGGCUCCCGAAGCCGACCAGCUGCUUGGCAAGGUGCUGAGCCACCUGGAGAGCGACAAGCCGUACAUAAACCUCGAUCAGGACGGCGAUGCUGAGUACUGUGAGAAGUUUGCAUUGGGGGUAUUCCGCAAUGCAGAAAGGAAGGACAGGGCAGGACAGGCCACAAGAGACACUGCCAAAGCAUACUAUGCCGCCUCCAUCUUCAUAGAGAUCGUGAAGCAGUUUGGGGAGUUGACAGAUGAGUUGGAGCAGUACAGGCGAUAUGCCAUCUUCCGUGCAACAGAAAUCAAAAAGUCUCUGGACAGAGGAGAGAAUGUGGCACCUCCAAGGGAGGAGCCCAGGGAGGGGCCCCCAAGCGAGAAGCCCCCAGGUGGGGAGCCCCCAAGGGCAGAACCUCCAAGAGAGGAACCUCCAAGGGAAGAACCCCAAGGGCCAGAGCCGCCAAGAGGAGAACUCCCAAGGGGGAUGCCUCCACGGCAAGAUAAGGUUGAAAAACGGCCUGAGCCAUCACACCUGGAAAGCGAAGGCUCUUCUGCAUCAGGCACGACAGUGAUGGAUCCAGGCUACCAACCUGGAACGAAAGUGUUCUACUCUGAGGAUGAGAUGACAGUAAAGGCCAAAGGCGUGGUUCUGAGCAAGCUUGAGGAAGAGGGAUCCUUGUUCCUUGUAGAGCUUGCAGGCCAGGGAACAGUACACGCUAACCUGGAGCAGCUUGCCCCUGAUCUGGAGGAGAAGGCCAGAGUGAUGUACUCACAGGAACCUGGGGCAACCAUGGUGGAAGCCACACUCAUCCAAGUGGAAUGCGCUGAUAUAUGGCCACCGAUGUAUGUUGUUGCAACUGCGGAUGGGGAGCAGCAUGCCUGUGCUUCAAGGUGCUUGACACUUAUCAACGAUGCCAAGGUUCCAGAUGCUGCAGAGGGCACUAGCCACAAUUUGGAGGCGGAGGUUCCCAGUUCGGAUUCCAAGAAGUAUUUGAAUUCCCAUCCACUGAGAGAUUCGCCAAUCCAGCACCAUUCCCCCGACCCUUCCGAUGCGGACUCGGCAGUGCAGGAGCCAGUGGGCAACAGUGCCGCGGCGCCCGCCCCGGGUCAAGACGCCGGCGCGCCCACCGUCCCUGCCAGUGAUGUGGCGAAUGGAGUUGGCACCGCAUAUGCUGCCGCUCAGCAUGCGCUCCCACCCAAUUCGGCCCCUGUCCAGUAUUCCACUUCAGCCCCUGUGGGCCCCGUUGCCCCGCCUGUCGCUUCUGUGGUGCACCAGGUCGCACCACAGCCGACACCUCCGCAGCCAGCGGCUAACGGCGCCAUCGAGCCCCUGCCGGGCUUUGUACCGGAGCUGCAGGCCAUAGAGAGUGCCAAGAAGUACUCCAAGUUCGCGGCCAGCUCGCUGGGGUUCGAUGAUGUCGAGUCCGCAGUGCAUUACCUGAACCUGGCAUUGCGCCUGCUGACUCGGCCGCCUGACCAACAGAAGUGA